Messenger RNA from Penicillium canescens, 1533 nucleotides. RefSeq lists its product as uncharacterized. Lineage: Eukaryota; Fungi; Ascomycota; Eurotiomycetes; Eurotiales; Aspergillaceae. The transcript is spliced from 4 exons. The coding region runs from base 1 to 1533 and encodes 510 amino acids. The record is from RefSeq and is a predicted model, not a curated record.
AUGUCUCCGCGGGACUCCAGCUCCUCCAGUGGAACACACCGGUUCACAUUUGUGACGGGGAACAUCCAUUCGGAAGCUCGGAGCCAUGCUAUGAAGGAACACUGGAAACGGCGACAUCUGCGCAAUCAAGAGGCGAAAGCAUAUUACCAAAGAAGGACAUCGCGAACUUUGUCUCUCCGUUCGAAGAGCCGUUUUAAUGAGUAUGUUUCGCCAUCAGAAGGUGCGAGUAGCUCUUCAGGCUUGCCAGAGUUUGGGGACAUGGGCAUGAUCAGGAAUCGAGAGAAAUAUCCCGGCAUUCCCGCCCAGCUGUUGUCUGGUAUGAGUAGUGCGCUGUCGAGCUCGAGGCCGGACCCGUUCCAGACGUGUCCUAUUCACUUGACAAGCCAGCACCAGAAACUGUUGCAUCACUGGAUUGGAACCCAUGCGGCUAUGAUGUUUGAAGACCUGGAUGUCACCGCGUUUAAUCCGAUGAAGGAUGUAUGGUUCCCGCUGGACCUUUCGAAUGCUUCGUCUUUCAAUUGCAUCAUGGCACAUUCAGCUGCGCACUUGUAUCAUCUAUACGCUGGCACUCCCGCGCGACGAGGGUCGACGUCUUCUGAUGCCUUGAAAUAUAAGAUCGAGGCUGUCAGGAUACUACGCCUUUGGCUUGGUGAUCCAGAGAAGGAGCUAAGUGAUGACUCUUUUGCGGCUGUUGUUCGUCUGCUCACGUUUGAGCGGUACUGGGGUACGGUGGAAGAUUGGAAAAUCCACCGUGAUGGCUUACAAAGAAUGAUCGACGCCAAAGGUGGGGUUGAAGCGCUCCACGAGAACUGGCGCUUGGAACUUGUGGUUUACCUUGUCUCGUUAAUGUCGCGACCGUCAUGGCUCGAGUCCACGAACAACCUCGAACGAAUCUCUCGUCCUCUUUUCUCACCCUGCGCUAUGCAAAAAACCCCAUCUUGCGAUGUUCAAAAGGUCCGCUGCCUUUGGUUGAUAUCAUUCAUUCAAGACAUGAGAACGUUCAUGGGAUCAUUUUACACUAGAGGGCUCUCUGCGUAUCCCUUCACUCAUGCUGCAGUCGGACUGUUGCGUCAUAAUUUUCAGCUCUCUAUUGGGUCUUCUGGCAAUGAUUCUCACACUAUGAAAUGGGAAGACGAAAUGCUGGGGUGUUUAUUUUCCAUCAGUGUCCUAACACAGGAGUCAAUUUCCGUCCUGUCCGAUGGAGAUUCAACAACAUCCACUGGAUCGAACACACUUCAUGGAUUGGAGAUAUUUUUAAGGAAUUCUCGACAUAUGUGGGGGCAUUCAGUCCACAACUUGCGCUCUAUCUUAUAUGACAGCCUGACAAGGCUCUUUGAGGAAGGGCAAUCCAAGGUGAAUUACGUUGUGGACUUAGUGCAGGUUCUUGGUACAUUGAGUUUGGAAGCGCGCCAGGGAGUCGAGAAAUGUCUUCUUAAUUUGCUUUACUACCUCGGUAAUAACGAUAACAACGCUCUACUAGUUGAUGAAGGAUGGUCGCCGGAUUCGCUUUUGUCGUCAAUGCACGGACAUUAG